This is a messenger RNA of Ananas comosus (pineapple), 1860 nucleotides long. Its product is annotated as DNA excision repair protein ERCC-8-like. Gene Ontology annotation, molecular function: protein binding. NCBI's taxonomy places the organism in Eukaryota, Viridiplantae, Streptophyta, Magnoliopsida, Poales, Bromeliaceae. Bases 585 to 1568 code for a protein of 327 amino acids. Gene Ontology annotation, cellular component: Cul4A-RING E3 ubiquitin ligase complex; nucleotide-excision repair complex. Gene Ontology annotation, biological process: protein polyubiquitination; transcription-coupled nucleotide-excision repair; proteasome-mediated ubiquitin-dependent protein catabolic process. The record is from RefSeq and is a predicted model, not a curated record. The transcript has 10 exons.
UACGCUCGAGACUAUCCACAGCAACAUAUCGCCGAUUGCGGCAAGAAGUAGGAUCGAGCUACACGCGCGGGGUCGAGCUAUACGCGCGCGGGGAUCGGCGAAGGAGAUCGAGCAGAAAGAGAGGGUUGGGGGGGGGACGUAGUCGGGGUCGGGGGAGGAGUGCGAGUAGGAGGAGGAAGAAGAGAUGCGAGGUAGGAGAUGUGGAAGGAAGUCAGGGACAGGGAAACAGGUACUCUACUCCCCCUUUCUUUGGUCAGACGUCUCCGCUCCCGCCGCCUCGCCGCUCUCCAGCUCUCCAACCGCAAGGAGAUCGUCAGCCCCCACCACGGCGCCGUCAACUCCCUUCAGAAGGGCGAUAUCUGCUAUCCGGGGCAUCAGAUGGAUCUGCCGCCGUUUAUGAUAUCCAGCACACCACUGAUUAUGAUGGAGGCCUGAUAGCCAAGCAUAAGAACCUGUUUGUAGUUGACAAGCAACAUAAUCACGGCCAUAAAUUUGCUAUAUCAACUGCUAUAUGGUAUCCCAUUGAUACUGGGCUUUUUAUAACUGGGUCUUUUGACCAUCAUGUCAAAGUGUGGGAUACAAACAUGAUUCAAGUUGUCAUGGAUUUCAAAAUGCCUGGAAAGGUUUAUGGCACAGCAAUGUCUUCAAUAGCAACUGCUCAUAUGCUGAUUGCUACUGGAAGCGCAGACGUUCAAGUUCGUCUAUGCGAUAUUGCUUCUGGAGCGUUUACUCACACAUUAUCCGGUCAUCGCGAUGGUGUUAUGUCAUUGGAAUGGUCUACCUCUAGUGAGUGGAUUCUAAUGACUGGGGGGUGUGAUGGUGCAAUACGCUUUUGGGAUAUUAGGCGUGCAGGAUGCUUCUGUGUUCUAGAUCAGUCACGGUCUCAGCUUGGGAGAAGGCCCCCUUUCUCUCAAGGCACGCCAAAGAGAGUAUUAGAGGAUUUUAUAGCCUCGACAGUUUCAACAGGAAAAUCUUCUUUCGAAAAAACUCCUGUAUCUCAGAAAAGGAUGCCUGUUGGCAAUGGGAAGAAGCAACUAACAACAUCUCGGAAAAACCAAAAUGUAUCAGGAGGUCCUUCAACACAGAGAUUACAUCCCGGUAUGUCGUCCUCUCAUAAUCGUGCAACAGCUCAUUAUGGUGCUGUUACUGGACUCAGAGCCACUUCAGAUGGCAUGUAUCUUCUAAGCUCAGGUUCAGAUUCCCGUUUAAGGUUGUGGGAUAUUGAAUCAGGCUGUAACACUUUGGUCAACUUUGAAGCUAUGCGCCUCCAGACUAGCAAAGCCAUACAGCUAGCCGCCUUUCAAGAUUCAUCUCUUGUAUUUGUACCAUCCAUGGCGAGCGUAAAGGCAUAUGAUAUGUGGUCUGGUACUAAUUUAGGGACCUUCCGUGGCCAUUAUGAACUGGUGAACUGUUGCUAUUUCAAUUUGCAGGAUCAGGAACUGUAUACUGGGAGCAACGAUCGACAGAUUCUUGUGUGGUCCCCAUCCAUUCCUGCAGUAACUGUAAUGGAAGAAGAUGACAAGAAAGGGCAGACUUUGUCAACAGACCGAGAUAACUGGAGUGACUAAGAAAACUUCUCGUCUUACAUGAAGAAGCUUCGAAUUUUCAUUCCCCAUUUGUAAAUAUGUUUGACUGACCCCCACCUAGCUUAACAUUAAUGCGAGUUUAUUAAUUAUCAAAUGUUUAGAGGAAAGAUGUACCUUGUAAUGUUCAGGGUGUCUACUAUCCACCUUGUCUUCUUGUUGUACAACAAAAUGGAGCUGAAAGAGACUGUCUCGUUGCACAUUUAUCUUUUCUUUUGAAGUUUUCAGGUGUCAUAUCUAUCAUCUUCUAUUUGAUUACUAUUGUUGUAGAGAUGUA